AUGGAGGCGACCCCACGUGUUGACCUCCGUCCGCUCAAGCCGCUCCUUCGGGCCUAUGCCUUGGGAUAUCUCACCGUCACCGGCCCCAGGCUACUCGAUUUCCUGAAGACGCUGGGGAAGAAACACCGAUCUGCGCAAGAGAACCUCGCCAUCCUCUACAACAUCCUCAAAACCUCCACCCAGGUCAAUCGCUUCCCCGCCGCCGCCGCACUCAUCGUCGCAGGUGCAACCGUACUCCCUCGUCUCGCCCGCAGCCUCCUUCAAUGGCUCCUUUUCGCCCUCAGCAAGACCAAGGGCAUCCGGCUCAGCGGCAAUCUCAACCAUCGUAUCCACUUCGUUUGUUCUUUCCUUUCAGCCUGGCUGGCCUUUGGCCUGCUCAAUCGGGACGAGGCUUGGGUUCGUAAACGGGCCAAAUCUCGCACGGCUGCCUCGGUCGACAUGAGUAAUUUCGAGUCACCGAACCAACACCAUCUCCCUCCACCAUCGUACCAUCCUCAUUACGCGGGGAAGACCAUAGAUUUUACCUUGUUUGUUUUCUGUCGCGCUUUGGACAUUGCUGUUAUCACCGUCUGGACACGAACCCGUUCCAAGCCAUGGCAUCUGGAACACAGGAGUCCGACUCUGGCCAACUUCCUGCGCAAGAGUGCUGAUCCCUCGAUAUUUGCCGCUUCGGCCGCCAUCAUCAUGUGGUCGUGGUUCUACUCGCCUGAACGUCUGCCUCGAGCGUACAACCGCUGGAUCUCCAAGGCGGCUGAUGUAGACGGCCGUCUCAUCGAGCUCCUCCGACGGGCUCGCCAGGGUGAUUUUGUCUAUGGACAAGAUACUGGGCAAGCGCCGUUUCUGGGUGGGAUGUGCCGAGACUUGGGCCUGCCAGAAGAAUAUGGCGAUCCUACCAAGACAAUCCCCGUGCCCUGCGAGGUCUAUCAUUGCGGGACCAGUACGAGUUGCGAAGUCCACGCAAUCUCACGAUUCUGGCGCAGCUGGAAGUUUGCAAUGGAGAUAUAUGUCCCUCUGCAGGUCCUGGCCCGGCUCCGCUCCCGAAACAGCAAGGCAGCCCUGGAUGGCCUGAAAUCUGCAGCGAGGUCGUCGUCUUUUCUGGCAGCGUUUGUCGCCCUGUUUUAUUAUGCCGUAUGUCUUGCACGUACACGACUUGGCCCAAGAUUAUUCUCGUACAAGACCGUGACAGCACAGAUGUGGGAUUCGGGGUUGUGUGUUUUGGCAGGUUGUCUUGCGUGCGGAUGGACGAUUCUUUUGGAAAGACCCAGUCGACGACAAGACAUCGCCUUCUUUGUCGCCCCAAGGGCGUUGGCCACAAUUCUUCCUCGCGUAUAUGACAAACGAUACAUCUAUCGAGAGCAGGCCGUCUUUGCUUCCAGUGUUGCCUUGAUCAUGACUACAUUGAGGAUGGGCAAUGACCGUCGUGUCAGAGGUGUGCUCGGGAGGAUUCUCGGAAGUAUUUUAAAGGAGUGA
Capronia epimyces CBS 606.96 is the source of this 1470-nucleotide messenger RNA. RefSeq lists its product as uncharacterized. The coding region runs from base 1 to 1470 and encodes 489 amino acids. The record is from RefSeq and is a predicted model, not a curated record. The transcript has a single exon. Lineage: Eukaryota; Fungi; Ascomycota; Eurotiomycetes; Chaetothyriales; Herpotrichiellaceae.